Messenger RNA from Maniola jurtina (meadow brown), 3213 nucleotides. It is a transcript of the gene Ggamma30A, whose product is annotated as guanine nucleotide-binding protein subunit gamma-e. Lineage: Eukaryota; Metazoa; Arthropoda; Insecta; Lepidoptera; Nymphalidae. Gene Ontology annotation, biological process: sensory perception of taste; phospholipase C-activating G protein-coupled receptor signaling pathway. Gene Ontology annotation, molecular function: G-protein beta-subunit binding. Gene Ontology annotation, cellular component: heterotrimeric G-protein complex. The transcript has 4 exons. Bases 200 to 418 code for a protein of 72 amino acids. The record is from RefSeq and is a predicted model, not a curated record.
AACGUUUUCUACUUUGAUAAGUGACAAAAAUUAUAAUUGCGAAGUUGUGUCUUUUUUGAAGUCAAAAAUAGAAGUGCAGUGCUGAAAACUGGAAACAGUAAAAUACACAGAUAACACAGGCGCAAGCGUUGGCCGACUCCGGUACUUGGAGACAAGUAGCUUUAUUUUGGGAACUACGCGGAAAUAAAAAUUCUGCGCGAUGGAUGCCAGUAUUCUCGCAGCCAUGGACAAAGAGGCACUGAAAAAGCAGAUCGAAAACAUGAAGUACCAGGCCUCCAUGGAACGCUGGCCGCUAUCGAAAAGCAUUGCAGCGAUGAGAGAAUACGUAGAGGAAAAUGAAAAAAAUGAUCCUCUCAUACACGCGCCUGACAAGAAAAACAACCCUUGGGCCGAGAAAGGGAAAUGCAUCAUCAUGUAAUCAUAAUCUAAGUAAAAUAAAGAAAUAUCACCAAAAAUUCUAAAAGACAUUAUAUCGUUUUGGCACGACGAAAUCGUUAUUGGUCUGGUCCAAUCCACUGACGCUAUUGCUGAUUAAAGUUACAUCGGAAAGAGGUUUUCGAACGAAAUUGAACAUUCGCAACUGCCAGACAAUAUAAAGAAAAAUAGUAAAAUAGAAACAAUUCGGGACGAUGUACACUAGCCUCGCCAAACCAUCAGUUCGAUUCGUUUUACCAGAGUUUCCAUUAAAACGGUUUUCGUUCCCCAAAAUAAUCUAGUCCUCGUAAUAAAGAUAAUGUAAGGAAUGUACAUUUUGACUGUGCGCGUCGCAAGUAUGUACUUAUGAGUGUUUUGUUAAAAGAAUUAAAAAUGGUUGUAAAUACGUUAAAUUUUGUAUUUCUAGUAAAGUAACGUUCGGUCGAGUCUAUCGGUAGAGGAUAAUAUGAAAGAGUUAAUGUGGGAGGAGUAAAAAAUGUAAAUUUAAACUUAAACAUGUCAAAGUAUGUUCUUACCGACGUAUUUUACUUUGGAGUCGAGAGGUGUUUUAAUUUGAUGAGGGAACGCCUUGAAAAUGGCUGGAAUAUAAUUAUAUAAUCGAGGAAUCCGAGCACUUCCACGCAAAGCAAAGCAACUUCCUCUUAGAAAUUUGCGUGGAUCUGCUUUGGAUUCUAAGUUAAACAGACGAAGCACGCAGAACUUUGUUCUUCAGCUUCGAACACUUCUGUUACAUAAACCGUAAGUUUUUCUCAUUCUUUGACCGUGAGCGGAAACUUUGCCAUCGCCGAUAGUUAUAAAUUACCGUUGAAUGUGAAGAUUCAUUGAGCUCGUGAAUCUUUAGAUUUAAACGAUCUAAUAUAAAAUAACGAUAGUUUAAAUAAAAUAUAGGGUAUAAUCGCACAUCACAACUUAACAUCUAUUUGCUGGAUCACAGAAAUAAGAAUAACUAUCAGGAAUUUAAAUUAGGUAUUGGCAAUAAAGAAAUCUUAGGCGAAGUGUUAAAAUGACGAAAUGUUAAAUGUAGCGCAGUGAAAAAUUAAUGUUAAGGUAACUUUCAUGAAUAAAAUGCGACAUAAUCUCGUUCGAAACAAAAAUAAGGAUAAGUUGAUUUAGGAUACUUUUUUAUGAACACAGGUACAUUCCGCAGUGCCAUUAUCUUGUAAUGCUUCUAUAAAAUAAAUCUUAGCGUCUUAUCUUCUACGCUCCUCAUAAGCUUGUUACGUACGACUAAUUAUAUUUAUUUGUUAGGCCCUAUAUACUCGUAUUGUCCUUUUCAACAUUAUCUUUCCAUGUUAUGAUUUGUUUCAGUUCAUGUUCCCCUGCCCCAUUAUUUAAAAUUAGAUAAAUAAAUCUAUUGACUACAACUAUAAAUCUAGCACUUGAUUAGCUUAGUAAUAAUUCAAAAUUUAAAUUGAAGUAAACUUUACCUAUGUCACGAGAGUAACUAUCACUAAAGCGAACUAUCGUAGUUUCCAAAAUAAACUUCUUCUAAAUUAUAUCUAAGAUUAACGGUUUUGAAUUGCUAAAAUUCUUCUUGAUUAUAAUCUGCAUCGCUCAAGUUUCGGGGGUGCGGUAUUUAAUUAGGAAGUCUGAUAGCUUCAUAAUCUCGCGUAGUGCUAUUGAUCUAACAUUCCAUUAAAAUGGAAUUACCUUUAAUCCUAAUUUUGAAUAAAUAGAAAAUUUAAACUUACGCACUGUAGGUAAUUAUAGAUUAAAUUAAAAUCUAACCUAAAAUUAUAAACUUAAAAUAAAAAAACCUUCCUCCUUACCAUAUCUAGACACGAACUAUGGAGAAUCAUUCUGGCUGUGAGUACUUCCCAUUUGUUUAGAUGCUUAUAUCAUUGUCGUUUGUCCGAAUAAAUGCUAAUACCGACAAUAAAUUGUUAUCGCGGACUAACCUCUUAGAUAUUUCAUCUUUGCAACUCUAUAUCCCCCAUGAAUAGAUCAUGUCAAUUUCUAAUAACUGAUUUGUUCCUACAUCCAUCACUUCACCUACUUUCAAACUAGCGUCAUCUUUCUCAUCCACUUCUUCCUCAUUAAUAAGUUCCAUUUAUUAGUUCAUUACUACUGUCCUCUCUUAGUCAAGAAUAGUUUUAAACAUAGAAACUUAGAGAGUAAUUUGUAGUCUUAGUAAUAAAUUAAAAGCAAAAAAAUCAAAGUUGUUUGUUAACUUACACGAUAAAAGUUGCAAUUCAGAGAAUUAGCCGUAGUUAUAUAAAAAAAUAUAUAAAAAUGUAACGCGUUGAUUUAAAAAUAUUCUAGUAAAUAAAUUAAGGGAUCUCAGUUGAGAGUUUGAGCGCGAUGGCAAAGUUUCGUUUGUUCACAAGUUCUUAUUCAAUUACUGAAAUGUAUACAUUUUCAAGGUGGUCCUCUUUUAUAUAAUUUAUAUAAUAUUUAUUGAGUGUUUUGUUUUAAUCUAUAAUUGUUUAUUUUAUUCCUAAGUUUACCUAUUUGUUGAACUUAAGUAAUACCAAAGAUUUUUUUCACUUUUUUCUCGGACAGUAUGUCCUUUCUUAUCAACAUAUGUACAUUUGUAUUAAAUAUUUCGUCAUAUUUAUUUGUGCAAUAUAUAAGUUGUAACGUGGCGCACUAUUUAAUAUAAAUGUUUUUAUUUAAGCUAAUAAUAAACUUAAUCGGUACUUUUUAACGGAUUAAUCCAAAAAUUUAAUAACUAGGUAAGGUGAUAUUGGAAAUGAUUUUUUUAGAAUCAAUAGGUUAAGGUAUUAUGUUAUUAUUAAUAUGUAAUCAGUAAUCACUGAAAUAAAUCAAAAUCUGUAA